Molecule: messenger RNA, 2085 nt
Organism: Notolabrus celidotus (New Zealand spotty)
Lineage: Eukaryota; Metazoa; Chordata; Actinopteri; Labriformes; Labridae
Gene: guca1aa
Product: guanylate cyclase activator 1A
Exons: 4
Coding region: 1-570 (189 amino acids)
Molecular function (GO): calcium sensitive guanylate cyclase activator activity; calcium ion binding
Source: RefSeq, a predicted model, not a curated record
AUGGGUAACGCCACAGGGAGCACCGUGGACGACCUGCAGGCGGUGGAGAUGCACCUCUGGUACAAGAAAUUCAUGACCGAGUGCCCCUCGGGGCAGCUCACCCUGCACGAGUUCAAGCAGUUCUUUGGGCUGAGAGGUUUGGACCCUGAGGCCAACGCAUACAUCGAGCAGAUGUUCAGAACCUUUGACAUGAACAAGGACGGAUACAUAGACUUCAUGGAGUACGUUGCUGCUCUCAGCCUGGUGAUGCGAGGAAAGAUGGAGCACAAGCUGCGCUGGUAUUUCAAACUCUACGACGUGGAUGGAAACGGCUGCAUCGACCGACAUGAGCUCCUCAACAUCAUCAAGGCCAUCCGUGCUAUCAAUGGAAGUGACAAUCAGGAACAGACUGCUGAGGAUUUCACUAACCGCGUGUUUGAAAGGAUUGAUAUAAACGGAGAUGGCGAGCUGUCCUUGGAGGAGUUUGUCGCCGGCGCCCGCCAUGACCAGGAUUUCAUGGAAGUGAUGAUCAAAAGUCUGGACCUCACCCACAUUGUGGCCAUGAUCCACAACCGGAGGCACAGCAUUUAGGAUCCGCCAAUCCGUCUACCUCACCCUGUCAUGAUUUAAGACCUUCAGUACAUCGACUCUGCUAACCAAAACCCGCUAAGUUAUAGACUGAGAUUUCUGUAAAGGUUGAAUCCAGUUGACUAUAACGCCGGUGUACUGCAGUGACAUCUGUUCCUUUGAAUCUCAGUGACACGCAUGCACUUUAAAUGCAUCCGACUCUGCCAACCUCUGCCAACUCCUGAUUGUCCUUGUUUAAUGCUGCUGAGCUCUCCCAAGGCCACCUCGGCCUGAGGGAUGAUCUCUCAGACUUUCCACUAACCCAAAAGAUACCAUGAUAGAUAGUGGAGGAGAGUGGUAAUUACAUGCACUCAGUGCUUUCCAAAUCCUUUAUUUUUUUCCGGGACUGAGUUCCACUGCAUCAAAAUUACUCGACUCUGUUCCCCCGUUCCUGCCUGUGGGGUUUCACACCGCUCUGACUCUGAUUAACAUCCCUAAUGUGAUUAAGUCAAAGGCUCUAAAACAGGAACAGGGAAAAGUUUCAAAAACUCUGUGCAGGAUCUCAAACGUUUGGCCUUUAAUAAAUGUUUUUAACCUUUUAUAGCUUUUAAUAUUAAUCUGAACAAAAGGCAACAUGCUGGCCCUUCUUUGGUUUUUAGCGUUUUUGUGUGGGUGUGAGUCUGCCUGGCUGAUUUGCUGCAGCAUAAAUACAGAUCUAUAGAUUCCCUUUGUUGUGUUUGUUGGCUCUGCACGACCGGUGCCUUCUGUUGGAAGACGGCAGAAAGAGUUUUAUUGAUUCUCCCAGCUUUUGCUUAUUCAUAUACAAAGUCUCACGUGGACUGACUGCUGGAUGUGAUGGAUGUAAAUCUGAAGCAGCAUGUGGAUGUGUUGGAUAUCUGAAAAUAUCUAAUAUCUGCAUUAGUCUGAUAUCAGAGGAAACUCUCCCACAGCAUCUGACAGUCACUUCAGUUCUAGCUCACCUGGACUGAUCAAUAUUUAAAAAAUGAAUGAAAUUUAAAGUUUUUAAAGAUCAAUACAUUAGUGAGAGGCCUGACUGAUAUGGGAUUUUAAAACCUGAUGAUUUUCAGAUUUUCAAAAGGGGGGGGACAGUUUACCAAUUACCGAUAUGUUGCCCGUACAGCUCGCCCUCAGCUGGGUAGGAUCAAGCACAAACAUGAAAAUCUUCUGCUGUCCGCUCUGCUUUGAGGCCCGGUGACGCGUGCUGCAGCCAGUGCUGAGAGUAUAAACACGAUGGAGUCGGAGCACGGUUUGCUGGACAAAUUACAUGAUGACACCAUUUCUAAAUGAAGCAUGGUCUUCCACUUUUACAGGCUCUGGGUAGCUUUCACAUGGGCACACAUUGGGAAACUUUAAGGCCAAUACUAAUGUACAUCUGUGAUAUGCCAAUAUAGAUACGUUAAUAUGGGCUGACUGAUGUAUCGCUCAGGCUCAGUGAGGCGUAGUUUAAAGCAGCUUUGAGGAUGUGUGAUUGUUUGAUGUACAGUAUUUUUUACAUGUGAAGCCAUAUUUUAUAUAUUU